Cucurbita pepo subsp. pepo (vegetable marrow) is the source of this 1693-nucleotide messenger RNA. RefSeq names its product nuclear transcription factor Y subunit B-3. NCBI's taxonomy places the organism in Eukaryota, Viridiplantae, Streptophyta, Magnoliopsida, Cucurbitales, Cucurbitaceae. Gene Ontology annotation, cellular component: CCAAT-binding factor complex; nucleus. Gene Ontology annotation, molecular function: DNA-binding transcription activator activity, RNA polymerase II-specific; protein heterodimerization activity; RNA polymerase II cis-regulatory region sequence-specific DNA binding. Gene Ontology annotation, biological process: regulation of transcription by RNA polymerase II. The record is from RefSeq and is a predicted model, not a curated record.
UACACUGUUAGAUCAACGCCGGUCCUCACCCAAUCUAACGGUCCAAAGAUUUCCACGAAGCUUACUCUUAUCGACAAAUAAACGGCGAGAAAUGAAACACGUGUCGCUCCCGAUUACAUUAUUAGCCCAAACGACCCGUCGGACUCUUAACAACUCCCAUUGUGCAGCACCCUUCACCUGUUUUCUUGGAGUGUUUCUUCUCCGGCGGCGACUUUCUCGAUUCUCUAAUAUUCGGAAUUCCAAUACCGGCUUUACGGCAUCCGUACAUAUUCCGGAUAAUCGGGCGUUCUUUUCCGUUCGCGUCGCGGGCGUUGGACUCAUCUAGUCUCUGACUAUUAUCUGAUUCUUUUUCAAUUCAUGACCGAGUUUUCUUUUUCUUCUUUUAAUUUCUGAGAAUUUCUGGUAGGCGCGGAAGAAGAAUUUUGUUGAUGAUAAUCUGUUGUUUGUGAUACGAUACUGGAAUCGUGGUUAGGCGUUUUAGGUCAAUACAGCAGAGUUGAGCAAUUCGAUUUCUCUUCUUCCGUGUUUGUUUCUUUAUUCUGUGGGAGAAAGAAUCGUAUCGGUCAAUUUUUAUAGCGAAAAGUGGAAAGGAUUCCGUCUGUAUUCUUUCCGUAACCUAAAUUGAUAAUUGAAGAAAUUUGUUGGCAUUGUUCUUGUGAGAAUGGAUCGGGAGGAGAAAAGGUUCGUAUCGUAGCUAUACAUCGUUGAAAUCAAGUCUACUUUGAAAGCCCUAGGAGGAGGAAGUGGUUGAGAUUGUGAAAUUAGUGUAAGAGGCGUUUGGAAAUGGCGGAAUCGGAUAACGAAUCGGGAGGGCACAACAGCAACGCGAACAGCGAGUUGUCUGCGAAGGAGCAGGACAGAUUCUUGCCGAUAGCGAACGUGAGCAGGAUCAUGAAGAAGGCGUUACCAGCAAACGCGAAGAUCUCAAAAGAUGCAAAAGAAACGGUACAAGAGUGCGUGUCGGAGUUUAUAAGCUUCAUAACAGGAGAGGCAUCGGACAAGUGCCAGAGAGAGAAGAGGAAGACAAUCAACGGCGACGAUUUGCUGUGGGCCAUGACGACGCUAGGAUUCGAAGAGUAUGUGGAACCGCUCAAGACUUAUCUGCAAAAGUACAGAGAAUUGGAAGGGGAAAAGAGCACUAUGGGGAGACAGGGGGAGAAAGACGGUAGUGGUGGUGGUGGUGGGCCCAGCGGCAGUGGUGCUAGUGGUGGAGUCAACUCUAGUACUGGUGGUGGUGGUGUUGGCGGCGGUGGAUUUAACGGAGUGGGUGGAAUGUAUGGUGGGAUGAUGAUGAUGGGGCAUCAUCAGGGAGGCGUUUAUGGCAGUGGUGGUGGAUAUCAUCACAUGGGAAUCGGCGGAGGGAAGGAAGGAAAUAGUGGUUCCGGGUAGUGGAGGCGGCGGCGGUGGUGGUGUCGUGGGACUGCUGCAAGGUCAAGCUAAGUGGCUGGUAGUUGGAACCUUUUAAAGGUUCUCUUAAAACUUUAGGGCAUCAUUGAUGGAUGACAUUUUUAGGAAGCUGAUAAUAAUUUUUCCCCCUCUCAUUUCAGGUCUUUCUCUGGUCAUUGUGAAAGUUGUGGAAAAACUACUUUAUGGGUCUCUGUCAAAUUUUCUCUAUUUUUUUCUUUUUCUCUUUGUAAUUUGUGAAUCUUUUGUGUAAGAGGGAUGUGAUAAUACGCUGCUUUUGUACAAGAGU